UUGGGUGGAGCACUUUACUGUGUCCCCUGACAGUGUGCACAUCGAAUUAAGACUUCAGCUUGUAGUCUGGUGUCUGGGCCACCAUGGCGAAGAACUGCAAUGCUUUAGGGAUUCCUGUGGGCCACAUGAGCCAGGCGGUGUCAGACGGAGAGUUGAACAUGACUGCACGGGGCUGUGGAGGCAGCAGCUCCAGCCUUCCGGGGACUCCGGGCGGAGAGGUCGGCCCGGCCAACAGCGUGCUGAGCUGGGCUGUCUCCUUUGAGAAGCUGUUGGAGGACCCCUGUGGAGUCCACUGCUUCACGUCCUUCUUGAGGUCUGAGGUGAGUGCGGAGAACAUUUUAUUCUGGCAGGCUUGUGAAAAGUUCAGGAAGAUCCCAGCCACCUCCUUGGAUGAGCUGAAAGCAGCAGCUCGCUCCAUCUAUGACACCUACCUGUCUGAGAGCGCUCCCUACUCCGUCAACAUCGACGACACAGCCAAGACAGAGGAGAAGGAUCUGGAACAGCCCACACGCGACAUGUUCAACAAGGCUCAAACACAGAUAUUUAAACUGAUGAAGAUGGACAGCUACAGGCGCUUUGUGCGCUCUCCUCUCUACCAGAGCUGCACCUUGGCAAGCGUAGAAGGCAAACCUCUACCUCAGCAAGUCCGGAUGGGAUCCUGGGAGGACGUGGCCACCAGAAGCACCUCCUUAAGUGACAAGAAGAACAAGACGUCAGACUCUAACAGCUUGCCAGGUGCCAAGAGUGCCUCCGAGAAGCAGCGUCAGAAAAGAGGAUCCUGGGGAGAUGCAUCCAACAUCCAUGGCUUAGUCACCCGAAAAGAGUUGCAUACAUCGGUGAAGUCAAGCAGCAGCGUUGAGCUUGGCUCCCUCUACAGGCAGAUAGAGAAUGGCAGAUCGAGUCCCCGGUCUCCAGAGCAGGGUGGGGGUGGGAGUCGGCUAGGGGUGGAGGGAGGCUACUGCUGCGUCUAUCUACCUGAUGGCAGUGCCUCCCUGGCCCCCACACGUAAUGGCCAGCCCAUCAAAGACAUGCUGGCCAGCUUGUGUGAGAAGAGGGGCUUCCCACUGAAAGAUGUCAUCAUCUACCUUCACGGCAAGGACAAGCAGCCCUUAUCGCUGGACCAGGACUGCUCUGUACUGAGGGAUCAGCAGGUCUCUCUCGAGCUCAGGGUGACGUUUGCGCUGGAGAUUGCCUUCACUGGAAAGACAGUGGGGAUUGUGGUGAAGUCCAGUAAGACGCUGCAGGACGCCCUCUCUGCGGUGCUUCACAAACACCAUCUCAAGCAGCAAGAGGCCCUGGUCACCAUGGUUGGGAGCGACGAGCCCGUGAACAUGUCCAGCACUGUGUUCAGACUGGCCAAUAAGACGCUACGGCUUGACAAAAGCAAAGGAAGAGAUGUUUCCAGAGCCAGUGGUCCAGCUGCAGCCACACAGGCAGGAGCAGGGGGUGCAGGUGGUCUGGAGACCAGAGCAUCGCUGCAGACGGACAGAACCAAGACUCAGCCCAGGCCCAGUAAGAACCGCGACAUGGACGGGUUUCUGGACAUGCUGACGAGGGCUCAGUGCUGCAGGGUUGAUGACCAGCGAGGCCUGUUGACCAAAGACCAGCUGGAGGUCCCCUUGUUUCUGCAGCUGUCCUCGGAUCAGGGACAGGACGCCGAGCCAGACCAGGCCAGCGCAGCCAGCGCCCCCACUGCAGACUCCAAAGAAGACAAGACGCCAUCAACUCCAAGUUCAGCUGGAGCAGCGGAGGAAACCCCAGACUCCGCUCAGUCUCAACCCAAAGACUUGAGGGAAACGAUGGUUUGAGAGACACGUGUGUGUGUGUGCCUGUGUGUGUGUGAGUGUGGGUUCGCAGACCCAAUCAAAAACUACAACAAUUAUCUUGCAGCAUCAUGUUGACCAAUCGUGUCAAACCACAGAAUCUCAUUUUUAGUGAAAAAUGGUCAAGCACUUUUUAUAAUUGUUUACAAAUAAGCUCUGAGACUGCAGUGUGCUACCAUCUCUGCUCUGGAUAAUUAGCCUCUCGAGGUGAUAUGCAAAGAAGAAGAAAGAUCAUGGCCAGCGUUUAGUGUCGGUUCAAAACACUACACGUCUUAAAGAGAGAAAUGUUUGCUAUGAAUUGUUUAAUAUAUGGAGAAAUGUUUGAAAAGAAGUUCAGCUCACCCUGGAGCCAGUGUGUUUGCUGUAGUAGUCCCUGAUGUUUAACGCUGUACAGUUUGCACUUCACAUUGCUUUUAUUUCUCACAAUCUCACUUUGCUUUCCUUUGAACUCUAAGCAAAAACGUGUUUCUUCACAGGACUGUCCAGAAGGGGGGUUUUGAAGUGUAUUGCACAAUUGUUUCUUUUUUCUUUAUCUGAGUUAAGAUUAUUGAAUAUUUUUACUGAGAUGCGUUUUUAAUAUUUUAAAUGACUAAUUUUGUGUGCUGACUUGCUAUUUUCAAAUGUGUGUUUGCGGUGUUUUAAUGCAUUUCGUUUGCUGUGAUGGCACUUUGAGAAGCCCUGGUCAAGUCCUGUUUUCCUGUCACCUCAGACUACGUCUCAGGGUCCAGAUCAUGAAUUAGUAAUGCGAUAUUACAGCAAAUGAAUCAGACGAUGUGAUCAUUAAGAAUAAUUCACAGGGUGUUUCCAAAGAAUUAAAGUGUUUUAUGUUAAACUGUGA
Molecule: messenger RNA, 2661 nt
Organism: Chelmon rostratus (copperband butterflyfish)
Lineage: Eukaryota; Metazoa; Chordata; Actinopteri; Chaetodontiformes; Chaetodontidae
Gene: rgs14b
Product: regulator of G protein signaling 14b
Exons: 15
Coding region: 84-1808 (574 amino acids)
Biological process (GO): signal transduction
Molecular function (GO): GTPase activator activity
Source: RefSeq, a predicted model, not a curated record